Molecule: messenger RNA, 588 nt
Organism: Chrysochloris asiatica (Cape golden mole)
Lineage: Eukaryota; Metazoa; Chordata; Mammalia; Afrosoricida; Chrysochloridae
Gene: PXMP2
Product: peroxisomal membrane protein 2, 22kDa
Exons: 5
Coding region: 1-588 (195 amino acids)
Cellular component (GO): cytoplasm; membrane
Source: RefSeq, a predicted model, not a curated record
AUGGCGCCGUCGGUGUCGAAGCAGCGGUCCGAGAUUGGAGUUGGGGAGUUUUUGCGGCGGGCGCUAGCCCAGUACCUGCGCCUUCUGCAGCUCUACCCGGUGCUCACCAAGGCGGCCACCAGUGGGUUUUUGUCGGCACUUGGGAACUUCCUGGCCCAGAUGAUUGAGAAUAAGCGGAAAAAAGAAAACUCGCGAGAUUUUGAUGUCAGUGGUCCUAUAAGAUAUGCCAUUUACGGGUUCUUCUUCACAGGGCCGCUGAGUCACUUCUUCUACCUCUUCAUGGAGCGCUGGAUCCCCUCGGACAGCCCCCUGGCAGGCGUCAGGAGGCUCCUUCUGGACCGCCUUGUCUUUGCCCCAGCCUUCCUGUUCUUCUUCUUCUUCGUCAUGAACUUGCUAGAGAGAAAAGACAUGACUGCCUUUUCUGCAAAGAUGAGACAAGGUUUCUGGCCAGCAUUGCAGAUGAACUGGAAAGUCUGGACACCAUUCCAGUUCAUCAACAUCAACUAUGUCCCUGUGCAGUUCCGGGUGCUUUUUGCCAACCUGGUGGCUCUGUUCUGGUACGCCUACCUGGCCUCUCUGGGCAAGUGA